Messenger RNA from Adineta ricciae, 684 nucleotides. The record is from the annotation of a GenBank genome assembly. NCBI's taxonomy places the organism in Eukaryota, Metazoa, Rotifera, Eurotatoria, Adinetida, Adinetidae.
AUGGAUAGUAUUCGUUUACGUUCAAUUAUUUUAAAUUUACAAGAUCGUCUUUCCAAUGAUGAUCGAAAACGUCUUCAUUUUUAUCUUGGUAAUGAUGUUCCUCGAAGAAUUCGAGAUGAUCCAACACUUGGCGGUACACUUAAUUUAAUGGAUUCACUUUUUGAUCAAGAUAUAAUCAAUGAAAAAGAUUUUACUUAUUUAAUUGAAGCUUUUCACGAAAUUCGUUGUUUUGAUGCUGUGAAAUUAUUAAAAGAACAUUUAAAUCGAAGUCAAUCUACACAAAGCUUAUCAUUAAUUAUGCCACCCCUUUUUGAAAAACUUACUAAAGAUCAAGAAGACGAUGAUAAAUUGAGUUUAUGUUCUAAUUAUAUUUGUCUACAAAAUUUCACUAAUCAUCACGAAACGACAAUUAAUAAUAAUCAAAUAAAUCAACAAAUCUUACCUAAAAGAUCAGAAAGAAAGAUAUUAUCUAAACAAUGUCUAGUAUUAUUAUUAUUUCUUUUGUCUUUUGGUUUUUGUUUAAUUUUUGCUAUUUGGAGUCAAUAUGAAAAUUACAAAAUGAAAAAUAAUUCAAAAUUGCUUAUGGAAAUGAUACAACAAACAAAAACAAAUCAAACAGAAACAAUUUUGUUAUGGAAACAAUUACAAAAUCUCGAAAAAGAGGUCUACCAAAAAAAAAUCUAA